This is a messenger RNA of Anastrepha ludens (Mexican fruit fly), 2531 nucleotides long. RefSeq lists its product as uncharacterized. The transcript has 7 exons. The coding region runs from base 633 to 1517 and encodes 294 amino acids. NCBI's taxonomy places the organism in Eukaryota, Metazoa, Arthropoda, Insecta, Diptera, Tephritidae. The record is from RefSeq and is a predicted model, not a curated record. Gene Ontology annotation, molecular function: oxidoreductase activity.
CUACAGAUACAGAUCUAAAGCACAAGCAGGUAGCGAACGUUCAUACGAAUGGACGAAUGGCCGAAUGAACGCUUCAGUCGAAGGAAAACAAUUGUGGUGCGCGUUUCAUGGUGGCGGAAAAAUUCCAGAGCGAACGUUGGUGACGAAAACGAAGUGUCUAUUCGAAUGUUUGUUUGUGCGUGUAUGCUCAAUUCACAGCAGUCUUCGAGUGCUUUUCUAUACAAUAACAAGUCAUAACUAGUUGGCGGGAAUUCCAAUAAACGCACAAAAUCAUUUCCAAGCAAAGAAAAGUGAAAAACCGUGGAAGUAAAAAAUUAAACCUAUCGAGCAUCAGUAACAUACUAGCCUGACCAACUGUUUUCAGUGACGACUACAAAUAGGCACCAGUCACUCACUCAUCGGCAUCAUCCAGUCAUUCACUUCACGCGCAGCCAUUUCCCACCCAUCCAUCUAUCAAUAGCAGCUUUUCAAUAGCAGAUAUCAUCACACGUCAUAACGUUUUAACUCAGGCGUGCAGUAACAGCAACAGCAACAGCAACAGCAGGAACAUCGGCGAAGCAUUUGCAUCAAUCGACAGUUUCUUCAUUCCUUGGUAGUGUCAGUAAAAAACUUUCAAAAUUCCUUGCUGUAGUAUGGAUACAAAUUCUGUAAGUCCACUGCCACCACCGGAAGCACCACUGGCUAUGAUGGAAGUUGAAAAAACGCCACCUGGGACACCAACAACAAACGAUAUGCCACCACCACCGGAUGAAGAAAAACGCUAUGAGGAGGAUUCGGAGAAUGCCUGGAACUGUGGCUCGUGGUUCGAGUACUUGCUCAUUGUCAUACUCUCGACCAUUUUGUUGGUGGGCGUAUUAGUGCUCACUCUCUUCUGGAUACUCUUCUAUCGCGGCGGCUUUGCAUGGUCGGACAAUCCAACGUUGCAAUUCAAUUUGCAUCCCACCCUAAUGAUGGCGGGCUUCAUAACGCUAUCGGGAUUUUCAAUUUUGCUCUAUCGUCUAUGCCGCUGUUUGAAACACAUUUAUGUUAAGCUGAUUCAUAUGUUCUUUCACGCCUGCGCCAUACCGUGUGUGGCUUUGGGAUUUCUGUCCGUCUUCGAUUCGCACAAUUUGUCGGAGCCGCCUAAAGUGAAUUUCUACAGUUUGCAUUCGUGGUUGGGUUUUGUCACCAUGGGAAUGUUCGUGCUGCAAUUCGUUGUUGGAUUCUUCAGUUUCUUGGUAUUGCUAUGCUGUGAGAAUCGCACCUAUAAGUGUCGCAGCAUUAUGGUUCCGGUGCACGCCAGUUUCGGUCUAGCGAAUUUUAUGUUGGCAAUCGCCACUUGCAUCACUGGCCUGGUGGAAUACGAGCGUCAGAAUGCGGGUGAUGCUGUUUUAAGCUCACGCAACUCCGAAAUCGAGCACUACAUUAUGAACUCACUGGGUAUCGUCUUGGUUGCCAUUGGUAUCAUUGUCUCGGUCGCUGUGCGACGAUCGAAUGCACCAGCCACUGCCAAAGUCUACGUCACCGAACGUUGCUGAAUACAUUUAUAAAUUUAAUUAGAAAUCAUUUUGUUUUUUUCUUUGGAAAGCUGUUAAUGCGACUAAACUUGAAAAAAAAAAUUUAAUAAAAAAAUAAAUGGAUAAGAUUUCUGUUGAGCAAAAGCAAUGGAAAUCAAAUUUAUUUUCUAAUGUUUAUGCAUAAGUGAACUACUUAGAGCAAAAAACCGAAAUAUUUAAUGAAUUUCGAAAAAAUUCCACUCCUUAUCUAAAUAUAUUCUAAAAUUUAAUUUUUACAGCAAAAACCUGCCAAAUCGUCAAUGAUUAUUUUUUUUCUAUAGACAAACAAACAGUAAUCAGUGAAAACCCACCCAAAGGCCAAAUGCGAAAAAUGCAAUGCAGGCGCGGAUAAAUGCAUAAAAUAAGAAUAAAAAAACAAAUACCAAAAUAUACCACAAUGAAGCACAAAUUAUUGCAAUUAAAAAAAAAAAUGAAAAUCAAAAUUUGAAAUAAUCAACAAUUUCAUAAAAAAUAAUCAAAAAUUAGUAGUCAAAAUUCAAAUUGAGAAUCAAAUAUUUAUCAUAAAUAAAUACACACGUACAUACAUAUGUAAUUAAAACGAAAAGCAUCGUAUCGCUAAGUAGCCCAGUAUUUGCAGUACUCAUACGACAUGUCGUCCACAACGAUUAUUAUAAAUAAAACAAAGCAAAAAUAUUGGCAAAGCUCCCUCGGAGCAAGAAAACAGAAAAUACUAUAUGCAUACAUAUGUAAAAGUUAAAUUAAAUUAAAAAUUGUGUUUUAUGAAAAUUCCAAAAAUCAUUAAAUUUUAAGUCAUAAAAGUAGUUGAAGUGUUUCUUUUUUUGUUUUUGUUUUUAUAUGACUAUAUUCAGAUACAUUUAUUAUAAUAAAAGCAUAAUAGCAUGCAUGCAUCCUGCUGUGUGCUGCUAAAACUGCUAAAACAUACAUACAUACAUACUUAUACAUUAAUCUAAGCAAUAUAUAAAUACAUGAAAAUAUUUCAAUUGAAUACCAAUAAAAAUAAAAGUCCCUUUUGUA